Molecule: messenger RNA, 10899 nt
Organism: Gallus gallus (chicken)
Lineage: Eukaryota; Metazoa; Chordata; Aves; Galliformes; Phasianidae
Gene: ANO5
Product: anoctamin 5
Exons: 22
Coding region: 4740-7505 (921 amino acids)
Biological process (GO): chloride transmembrane transport
Cellular component (GO): plasma membrane
Molecular function (GO): protein dimerization activity; chloride channel activity
Source: RefSeq, a predicted model, not a curated record
GUGGGAAAGGGCAGGAGACGUGGGAGAAAGGGUGUGUGACAUAUUUAAUGUUUGGGUAAUGGGAUUUGAACUUUUUUUGAUGUUCAAAUGUUACAGAAAAGGAGGCUUUCAUCUUCAGCAUUUUCUUGUCUGGGAGUCUGCUUGCAAAAGGCAUAUCUGGUUUUCCUUCCAGAUGCUCUCCAUGGUUGAUUUAUGCUGUAUUUUCUCUUUUUCUACUUAAAUAUGUUCCUUACCUAGUAAUUUUUCUUAAUUUGUUUGUAAGUACCACAAAGAAAUGUCAUACUAACAUGUCUGUAGUUGACUUAAUGACUUUUUCUCUUCCUAAGAGGAAACAGCAUGUUUGGCUAUAGGUUGUUUCUUCAGGUCAGCUGGUCAUCUGACACUUGUUAUGUUUAAAUUGAUACUUCUCUCUGUUUACAUUACCCUACCCUGUAUCCUUUAAUACACAGUCAUUCAUUAGAUUUUUGCUUCCUAUACAUAAACUUGGCAUAAAGUUGUACAGUUGUUCCUAAUCUUGCCCAGCGCUGUAAUCAGCCAUGACAGCCCUAGUUUGUAAUGAUUAAUGUCCUUUGUAUCCAGGUAAAGUGUUUCCAUGAAUCGAUUCCAACAGUAACAUAGGCUUCAUUUUUUUCAUAUAAUGCUAAUCCUUUAUCUUGAUAUGUCUUCACAACUUCAGUUUCUUCUUUAUAAGCUGAAAGACUUUACUUUCCCAGUUUACUUUUCCCAGUUCUUUGCUAGCUUGCCUUUGUCUUUUUCCUUAACGCAUUCCUGUAGCAGUUGAGUAGGGCCAUCAAUUCUGGCAUGUGAGAAGACCCAUUCUCUCUCCUCUUUCUGCAAAGACCUGUUUGAACUCAGGGUCUAAACAGCACUGAGACUACCUUACUCAUCCCCGAUCAUCAAGUGUUGAUUUCAGCAGAACUCCAAUCAGGACGUCACCUGUAGCUGUCAACAUACUUUCUUCCAUGAAGAGGAAAUUGCGCACGUUGCACUCAAAUUUGCAGUCAGAGUGAUUGUGUUCAUUCUGUUUUUAAGCCACUGGGUUUUUCUUGCUCUUUCACAUCUGGAUGUUUUGCUUGCAUUAUGGUUCAUUUUUCAACCCCUUAUUUUGUUUGGUUUUCUAUAUUCUGUUGUGGUUUUUUUCCUGCAACAGAUUGUUAGUGUAUAAGUAGAUUAAUUGUUUUAUAAUGUAGUCAUUCUGGUUUGUUACUGUGUGUACAAUAAAAACUGAUUGGUGUAAGACUAUCUGAAGUAUGCAAUAAAUAAAUAAUUGCUUCGUAAACUUGUUGCAAGCAAGUAAAUGAAAUGUUGCAUUUUUUUUCCUUGUAAUCUCAGGAAGUUUUAUUACCUGAUAAUGUAGGACUAUGGUUAUGCAGUUCUUAGAUGUGCUGAUGGGGAUGCUGUUACUGAUAUAAUUUAUCAUUACUCAUAGCUGGAGAUUCUUCGUUGUAGUAUAACUACUGUAGAUAAUACUGAGAUUCUGCAUCUUGGAUUAGUGCUCAUUACCACUUAAUUACUGAAAUGACAGCUCUAAACGAUCUUUCCACUCUUGUGAUAUGUAAACUAGAAGGCAAUGAAAGACACUGACCCCUGAACCUCCAGUCCCAGUGUUGGACCUUUGUGACAUGUGAAACUCUGGAGGGAGGAAGAGCUGUGUUUGGAAGCUGCAUUUCUCAGCAUGGGCCUCUCAGAAAGCUCAAGUUUUCUGUCUGAAUUUUACUCUGAGAAGUAUUGCUCUAGGCAGAGCUUUUCUAUUUGUCAAGUCCAGACAUGGAGAUGAUGAACACUGAGUAGCAAGGUGUGUUUGGAGAAAACCUUAUUACAUAAUAGAGAGUUGUCCCUAGCAGCAUGUAGCAACUUGACUUCGUUGUUAUGUGAGUGACCAGAAAUAGAAAUCCUUCUGAAUCAUGAGAGAAUAAACAGGACUGAAUCGUCUGUGCCUGGUAUAAUGGCACCUGAAGAACAGACAUCCUUUUCCGCUACUGUAAUGGAGCACUGAAGAAAAGCUGACUGUAUUAAGCAAGGUCAGGUGCCUGUUCAGGUGAGUCAGUAAGGCUAAGGAAACAUUUACUACAGCCUGUGUCACUCAGCUUCAGCCCAGAGCUGUUUCUCUGAGGCACUUUAUUAAGGCUCCCAGUGCUUGCCAGCACUUCCAGCUGCCUGCUCACCCCUGCUCUUAGUGGUGAAGGUCUUGUUUGCUUUGGACAUGGCAGAGCAUAUCUGAACCCCUGCGGGAGGAGGCGGUCAGGCCUGCUCCUGGAGUACUUGGAGAGCGGUUAGCAUGUGAGGAAGUUUGAAGGGAUCUCAGUUUAGAGCAUGACCGCCGACUGGCAUUUACACACUUCAUCUAAAUCUGUUUGGGCAGGAGUCAUUGUAAUAUUUGACAGCUUCACUUUGUGUUGAGCUGAGCUUUGUUUAUGUCCACACUGACAUUUCAGUCUCCCCCAUGAGUCAGGAACUCCUGCUGCAGGGCUGCAGUUCAUCUCUUAUGGGGUGGCAGUCUGCUUACUGAGAUUGCUGGGUGGUUUAGCAAGGUUGUUUGCUCUGACCUCAGGCAGAUGUCUAGGCAAGCUAACAAUUAAUCACAAGAUCAACUAUGAUGAUUGGUAUAGUUCAUAUGUGCUUGGUUAUCUUGUAGUUAGGUGAAAAGAAAAUAUAGACAGGAUGUUAGUGUAUUCAACUCAUCUGCCCAGAUGCUAUGUAGUCACUUGACCUUUAGAGAGAUGGUGAGGCUGGGAAAAUUUAUAUAUGACUUCAGGACAAUGAGUAGUCCUUGUCGAUCUGCUUUAUUCAUCUUCUGGAAGCACUGGCGCAUGCUGAGCAGUGUCACAUUGCUUCAUGGAGUCAUGCAGUGACUUAGGUUGGAGAUUAGCACUGGAGGUCUCCUCCUCAAGGCCAGGCUAACUUCAGACAUGGAUCAGACUAUGGUUAGAACCACAGAAUGGAUUGGGUUGGAAAGGACCUUAAAGGUCAUGUAGCUCCAGCCCCCAGCCGUGAUUGCUUAGUCAGUCAAGCUGUGGAUGCGAAGGAUGGAUAUGAUGCAGUCAGUUUGGGCAACCUGUUUCACCUGUUUCAGCUCAGCCACUCCCUCAAAUCCAACAGGAAUUUUCCUUGUUGUAACUUGUGGCUUUCACCAUGUGCCUCUGAGAGGAGGCUGGCUCCAUGUCCUCUGUAAUUCCUCACUGGUUAUCAUUUAGUUAUUCAAAAGUUUCUGCUUGCAGUCUGUCUGUAUUGUGCUGGGAAGUUUUAAUUCGAUUACUUGUUACAGGAGAAGCCCAUCAAAGGCCAUCUGCUAUGAUGAGAGGUAUAACUUAAUAACCGUGGCUUGUCCAUGAAUUAGUUAUUUUGAAUGCGGUUCUGAGAAGACCUCUAAAGAAGUAAAAUGUAAUCCAUAGUGUUGUAUGAUUCACAAAUACAACCAAUGCAAGUGAUCACCAUUUUAGGCAUUUUAGCCCCAUAAGGUGCAGAACAGCAUGAAUAUGCAAGAUCAAUCUUGUUCUUCCUGUGAAAUUCAAAUGUAGCACACUGGGAAUGAAUAAUUUAUGGGUUUUGUGAGUACACCUGUCAUUAUCCAUGAUGAAUAAAUUUAUGCACAGGAGAGAGCCGAGAAGUGUUCUUUGCAAAGCAGAUCCAGAAGUGACUACUGCAUCUUCUUAAAUUGCUGCUGAGACCAUUGGUCACUGAGCAGGAUUCCAACACAUCAUGGAGAAUAAGCAAACUUGGAUGGUACUGAAGAUAAAACAGUACUUCAGUUGUGUGGAGUGAUCUAGUUGUAACUGUGCUACAUAAAGAAUUUUGGACACUCAUUUGGCAAGCGCUUUUUUGAAGUUGUCAUUAUAUUUGUGUAUAUGGCUUUUGUUGGUUCACAAGGACAAACUCUGUGCGAGCGUCUCUGCCUUUUUAAUUCCUGAAGUUCUUUCAUUAAUUCCUGAGAUUAGAUAUUGCUAGAGUGCAGCUUAGGUUUCAGUUAACUGUAACAUUGAAUAAUUACAGUACUGUUAAUACUGUGUGGAUUUCAGUGUGGUUUUGUGCGCUAAUCAGGCUAACACUUAACAGCUGCAAAUUACGCAGCUGUUUUUUUAACAGUAAGAGAUGAACAAAAGAGAAUAUAAUUCCUUUCCUCUUAUUGGAUUCCAUGAUUAUUGAUUCAGGCAUCUGAAUCUUGCCUGAUUGUGUGCUACAUUUGGAAGCACCAGUGUAGGUGGUGAAGGGGCAUAAAGAUGUACAACAUGAUGGAAACACGGGGAUUGCAUUUAUUUUUCAAACUUGAGCAUAUUUGAACAUAAACAUGUUUCCUGGAAUACAUGGGUAUUAUGCUUGUAGCCUUUUCAGUUCUGGGAUGACAUGACUUCUGUUUUCUUUUUAUGUUUCAGCAGAUCCGACAUAAGACUGGCGUAAUAGUACCAUGCAUGCUCCAUUCAUUAUCUAGUGCCUGUUUCUGUUUUCAUGUUGUCAUGUUUGAAUUACAUUCAAAGAAGCCUUCCUUACUGUUCUUCUAAACUACACUGAAGUAUCCAAAUAGUGGUAAUUAGUGUUCUCAGAAGUGUUUAAAAACCUAAGUUUAUUAUCAUAAUGCCAGGACACUUUUCCCUUUAAUAAAAAGCACAGUCAUGCUGUUUGUGGAUGGUCAUGCUUUUGCUGAUACUUGGAGGCGUUUUCUGGCUUUGUUAAGCACUGCUCACUGACACCAAGCAUGGGGUGCUGCUGGAAGCAUCUCCCUUUGGGACUUAGAAAGGGAUGGCAUGCUAACUACUUGUUGGUUAUUCCAGCAGAGUGGAAGGAGAUAUAAUCUGUUCCUGAAGCGACGACUCAGGAUUGACAAAAGACAUGAAAGCAAAGAUUCAAUAUUCUUCAGGGAUGGUGUGAGGAGGAUUGAUUUUGUUCUCUCCUACGUGGAUGAUCUUAAUAAGGAAUGGGAAAAGAAGUUGGAAAGAAGAAAAGAAUUUGAGAGCAAUUUGCAGAAGGCUGGUUUGGAACUAGAAACAGAAGACAAGAAGGAAUCUGAAGAUGGCAAAAUUUAUUUUGUGAAGAUCCAUGCCCCAUGGGAGGUUCUGAUCACAUAUGCAGAAGUGCUGAACAUUAAAGUUCCCAUCAGGGAAAAUGACAUUCCCUCAAUGGUGGAGAACCCCCUGGACUGCAUGCUUACGCCAUUCAGGCUGCCUGAGAAGGUGAUGCACCCGGAGCCGGAUUAUUUCACAGCACCGUUCAGCAAAGAUAAGCAGGAGCUGUACCUCAUUAAUGAUGAAAGCACUUUCUUCUCGCCAUCCAUGCGAAACAGAAUAGUUAAUUAUAUACUUACACGUUGUCCGUAUGGAACAGAAGAAGGGAAGAAGAAGUUUGGGAUUAAAAGACUGCUGAAUAAUGGCACCUAUUCAGCUGCUUACCCUCUUCAUGAUUGCCAGUACUGGAAAAAGGCAAGUGAUCCAAACUGUGACAAUGAGAGAUACACGCUGUACAUGGAGUGGGCCCGUUUCUUGCGCUUCUACAAAGAGCAGCCUUUGGAUCUCAUCAGGAAGUACUAUGGUGAAAAGAUUGGAAUCUAUUUUGCCUGGCUAGGAUUUUACACUGAGAUGUUAUUCCUUGCUGCAGUUGUUGGCGUAAUCUGUUUUCUUUAUGGCUUGUUUACAAUGGAUGAAAAUAUGAGCAGCAAAGAGAUCUGUGAUCCUGCAAUUGGAGGAGAGAUCAUCAUGUGUCCUCUUUGUGACCGAGAGUGUGAGUACUGGAGACUAAACACCACCUGUGAGUCCUCAGAGUAUUCCCAUUUGUUUGACAACGUGGCAACUCUUUUUUUUGCCAUUUUCAUGGGCAUUUGGGUUACACUUUUUUUGGAGUUCUGGAAGAGGCGGCAAGCAAGAUUGAAAUAUGAGUGGGAUUUGGUUGAUUUUGAAGAGGAACAGCAACAACUCCAGCUGAGGCCAGAGUAUGAGGCCAAAUGUACCCAAAAGAAGAAGAAUCCCGUAACUCAGGAAUUAGAAUUGGUUGAGAAAGAGAGACCUUUACACCAACAUGGAAAGCUGUUCUUGUGCUAUGUGGGAAUACUCUUUUGGGUAAGACCUAGCUGCCUGAAAUGCUUUCUGGCUGUGUGGAAAAACAUGGAAAUGGAGCCUUAUUUGCCUCUAACUAGCCAGGCUGUGCGGUUCUGCAUCUCAGGAACUACAGUGUUGUUCUGGGUGUCUCUGAUCAUAGCUAGCAUGAUAGCUGUGAUUGUGUAUCGCCUUGCAGUGUAUGCUGCCUUUGCCAGCCUCAUGGAAAAUACUCAGAGUCUACAGCCCAUCAGUGGAUUACUAACCCCUCAGCUGGCAACUUCAGUCACAGCCUCUUGCCUCAAUUUUGUCAUCAUCAUGAUACUGAAUUUCAUAUAUGAGAAGAUAGCUAUCUGGAUCACUGAUAUGGAGAUUCCCAGAACUCACAUGGAGUAUGAGAACAGGCUCACUAUGAAAAUGUUUCUGUUCCAGUUUGUCAACUACUACUCAUCCUGCUUCUAUGUGGCCUUCUUUAAAGGAAAGUUUGUUGGUUACCCGGGUGCAUACACGUACAUGUUUAAUCGCUGGCGAAAUGAAGAGUGUGAUCCUGCGGGCUGCUUGAUUGAAUUGACAACACAGCUCACCAUAGUCAUGGCUGGCAAACAAAUCUGGGGAAAUAUACAAGAGGCCAUUGUACCCUGGAUUUGUAACUGGUGGGGACGCCGCAAAGCCAGAAGUAAUCCAGAGAAUUUGUACAGUCGCUGGGAGCAGGACCAUGAUCUGCAGACGUUUGGAGCCCUGGGUCUUUUCUAUGAAUAUCUGGAAAUGGUGAUUCAGUUCGGAUUCAUUACUCUCUUUGUGGCAUCCUUUCCCCUGGCUCCUCUUCUUGCUCUGAUGAAUAAUAUCUUGGAGAUUCGAGUAGACUCCUGGAAGUUAACCACUCAGUACAGAAGACCCGUGGCUGCAAAAGCACACAGCAUAGGAGUGUGGCAAGAAAUCCUGAAUGGAAUGGCCAUUUUGUCUGUUGUCACUAAUGCUUUUAUUGUUGCAUUCACAUCAGAUAUGAUUCCUCGUUUAGUUUACUACUACGCUUAUUCUGAAAGUGAAGACUCACCGAUGUCUGGAUACAUAAACAAUAGUUUGUCAGUGUUUGAAAUCUCAGAUUUUCCUGAGAGAAACAAGCCUAAACAGAAUCCAGAAGGUUUUGAACAAUGCAGGUACAGAGACUAUCGGUAUCCUCCAGAUCAUGAGAGGAAAUAUUUACACACGAUGCAGUUUUGGCAUAUUCUUGCUGCAAAGCUGGCAUUUAUAAUUAUUAUGGAGCAUGUUGUAUUCAUCGUCAAAUUCUUUGUAGCGUGGAUGAUUCCUGAUGUACCUGCAGAUGUGAAAGCCAAGAUAAAACGUGAAAAAUAUUUGACACAGAAAAUCUUACAUGAGUACGAACUUGAAAAACUGAAGGAGAGACUAUGUCAAGGUGAUAAACGAGCUACGGAAAAGGAGUUCAUUGCCACAGAAGGGAGAAUGGAGUUAUCCAGAGCAAUGUAGUUGGAAAAACAACUAUUUGGGAUUCAGCUAAUUUUAGCUUCUUUAUCUGUGAUUUGCUCAGUAUGCAUCAUCUUGAAAGCUGUAGGACAGCUUCAACCCUUUGCUUUUGGUCCAAAGAUUUUAGACUUCUCUGUAAGAGUCAUACUGAGCAUUUUAGGUGUAGUGAAAACUAUUCAAAGACAUGACUUGGGCACUCUUCUCUAUGUAUGUAUCACUUCAAAUAAUUAAUGUAAUCUUGUAAUCCUAUAAUUUGAAUCCCCAAUACAGGGAAUGUUAGCGAAAAGGACUCACAAGGUAUCAUACAGUCAUUACCACCAAGCCCUUACCCUGUAUCCCAGCUGAAUGAGAAAGAUAACUCAGAGGACUUCUGCUGUGGAAAAUGCUGAGCAUUAUGUUAGGAUGUGAAUCUUUAAAAGCAGAAAGUACUCUUGAUAGAGUUGGGUUAGGGUUUGAGGCAUUUUUGUAUCCACUGUGUCUUCUGAAAUGUUUCUUCCUGGCUUAUAACGUCUAUACUCUUUUUAGAAGGAAUAGGUUUUUUAAGAUAUACCAGUUUAAUUCCAUUUGGAAUUAUUUUAAGGCACAGAAUUCAGUUAAUACCUACUAAUGAAGGAAAAAUAUCCACUGUAAUUUAUUUUCAUUAAGUUCUGCCUGCAGUAGAGUUUGCUCUUUAAAUGCAGGUGCUGUGGAAUCAUCUAAUUAAUUUUCUAAAAGAUGUAUAUGAUUUGGAGAAAUACAGCUAAUUUCUUUCUCCAUUGCAAAACUUGCUAUUGGAAGAAGAUGCUUGAUGUAAGUUUUGGGCCAAGCUGCUCCUUUGGUUGGAUUCUUCCCAUCUUUGCGUAUGCCAACUAAGGCCUUAAAAUCACAUGCCCAUGCCAUGUGCUGUGGACUGUGACUUCAGAGCUCAGCAGGUUGGAGUUGGGCCACCCUGUUAAUUGAUCAAACCAUGUUAUUGUGUAGAGACAAGGAUUCAUAUUCAGAUGAUUUUAGGAAUGCCAAGUACUCUGUGUUUACAAUGUUACUGUCCUUAUACAUAGGAGCCUUUCUAUUAUCUUUUUAAUCUUCAAGAAGGAAUUUCUUUUGUUCUGUCAUGGGGCCUUUCUACAAAGUUAUAGAAUGUGUAAGUAGGUAAAUAACUACUUGUGUAAAGUAGCUACUAGCUGUUUAUGAAUGUGCCCUUGUUUUAUAAUUUUAAGCAGUUAUGCAUCUUUAUGAUUUUGCUGUAUAUUUAAAACAUGUCAACACUUCCACACUUAGUGCCUUGUUUAUUUGCAUUUGGGAAAAGAUGUGAAAACAAUCACUAUGUGGAAAUGAGCAUUUCCAAAGUGUGCUUGCAGGCAUCAUGAUACUGUGAACCUGCACACAUAACUGUAGUGUUAGCCACACAAUGCCUGCCUUGGCACACUUGUCUUUGCUAGUGCUAUGCAAACCAUUCAUGCCCAACUGUCCAUACCUAGACUGCUUGGAGCAGCUAGCACCAGGCUGUUGACUUCUCUCAUGUGCAAGUAUACUGCCUAGAGAGAUCAGAGAUUUUAACAUAUUUGCACUUUGAAGGUUAUACUUCCUUACAAGUAUACAAAAAAAACCACGUUGGAUUUGAAUGCCAUAUCAGCCAAUGAUGUACUGUUUACAAGAUCCACAACCUAUAGUUUCCAUAUUUUGUUUCAACAGACCUAGCCAAUUUUGUCUAGUAACCUUAGUGUUGUAACAGUUUUAAAUCAGUGUCUUGGGUGGAACUGUAAUUACUAGCAAAAGUUCUAACACAGAAGUGCCUACCUCAAGCAAACAUCACAUGGUUUGGCUGCCAGUCAAGGAGUUGAAGCAGAUGUACAUUUCUCUCCAUUUCUGUAAGUUAUUCAGCUUAUUCUGUAAGUUUGCUUAGUAGAUCAAGCAUGUUGGCGCUUCAUGUUUAUGAUGAACUGACCGUGUUCUUACAUAUUCAGAUACAUUUGAAAUAAGGAAUUUUCUGAAGGAAUGUGUGUACGAAUAAGCUAGCUCUGCUGCUUAAUGUGUAAACCAAAGAAAAAUAUCAGUCACCAUAAUUAUGUAUGUGACACCAGAGCUUAUAUACUGCAAGCACUUUGCUGCUUCUUACAUCUGUACUGUUAAUUAAACUGCUUAAUUUAGAUUUCAUGGUUCUGUUUUGUCCUGUUAGCAAAGCAAACUGUUGCUUCAAAGUAAAGUGAUGAGAUACAAAGUGAUACUUUAGUGCAAAAUACACACAUAUGACUGAAGCUGAAAAAUAAUUGAAAAUUCAGCUUUAGAUUCGUGCAUAUGGAACAUUAGCUUCUUUAGGUCCUAUAAUAAAGUGUCCUAAUUUACUGCACUUGAAAAGUUGUCAACAGAAUAGCUGCCUUGUGAAUUAUUCUUACUAUCUAAAAGCAAGAUUAAGAACAAGAAGGAAAUUACUGAGUUCAGGGUACAGCUCCGAUAUGCAGAAGCCCUAUGCAAAGACCUUGAAUUUAAUUUCAUGCUUGGCUUCUACUUCUUGCUUCUUUUAAAUGUGUUUUUUUAACAUCACUUCCUAUUUGAUGCUAUAGAAAUGUGUUUUGCAACAAACAUGAAAAACUCUGAGACCUACUUCUAUAAAAUAUAUGUAACUAAAGGAAUCUAUCGUUACACUUCAUAGCAUUACUUCAUAGUAUAAUAGAAACCGUUGGCAAGAAUAAGUGUUGUCAUAUUAAGAGCAAAUGUGACAAAGAAAUCAAAUGCCUGUUUGUGUAACAACUUGCCUUUGCUUGUCAUUCAGCAGGGUUUUAACAAAAGAUCAUUGGCACACUUAGAAGGAUUAUAGUGGUCCAAGUGCAUACUUCCUGAAGUGCUCUUGAAAAGUGGCAAAAACAAAAAUGGUCUGGUCAGUUUGAGGAUGUAGCUAUUGUUAAAAGAUUGGGUUUUGCUAUGUUCAAAAUACACAUCUAAAAGUGUCCUUUGACUGAGGGGAAGUUACUUCCAUAUUGGAACUGCCGCAGGUAAAGCUACAGCAGAUUGCAUUGGCCUUUCAAGUGUCAUGCAAUCAGGGAUUAUUGUUUUUCCAAUUGAAAUCUAGUAUUUAUAUAUUAGAUUGGUAUGAUCUGAGCAAAUGACUGCAAAAUGAGUCACUAUAAAACACUGUACUGUUGUUUUUUUCUAGAAGAUAUUAUUGUUCAGGUUUUUUAUGUAAUACCAUCAGUUGGAGACAAUGGGAAAGAGUGAAAAUUCAUGGAUUUCUGUACUGUUCUUUGUGUACUGCUUCUUCUGACUCAUACUGUCUUGUAAUCAGAGUGGCAUUUCUGUCUGCUACGUAUGUUGCUGGUAUAUAUAACACACUAAUGUUGGGAUAAUUUUUUAAACGUUGCAUUCAGCUAACUUAUAUAUGUACAUUUAAUAACAUGGCAAAUAAAGCAGUGUUUAUUUUUAA